AUGCGAGAGAGCCGGCUUUUGUACCCAGCAAAUGGAUCUGUUCUUUCAAAGCCAUUUCGCCGCGAGAACAGCACGAGUCUCAAGAAUACAGAAACGUCAGGAUCCAAGGAUGUCGGCAAAUACGCGGCAAAGCUCAAGAGAGCGGAGGUGAAGGAGAUGGAGAUUGCGGCUUCCAAGUACCAGAGGCAGCAUGACAUGGGCCUGGCAAAGAUGAGAUACAAGCUCAAGAAGUCAAGACUGGGUUUCCUCGAGUGCAAGCGGGUCGACAAAAAGGAGAGACAUGCACAUGCCCACAAGAAUCGAACGGCAAAGAUAAAAAUGAGAAGACUGAAGGUCGAGCUACGACACACAAGGGCGGAACUUGCCCAUACCCACAAGGAGCGGAUGGCCGAGCUCCAAGAGAGAAUACUAGAACUUGAAGUGGGACGAAAGGAAAGGACGGAUACGGCCAGGGAGCGCCGCGGCGGUUGGAGAGGAUUCGUCCCGACUUGGGCGACGGUUGCCCUGUUGGGACGGGACAUCAGCGACGCCUCGAGGGUCGUGCAGAAUAUCCACGCAGGAGUCUCCUGGGCUCCAAGCGCCGCGUCGGAUUUGCGGCGGUGGGUGAGCCGUUCAGAAUGA
This is a messenger RNA of Diaporthe citri, 621 nucleotides long. RefSeq lists its product as uncharacterized. Bases 1 to 621 code for a protein of 206 amino acids. NCBI's taxonomy places the organism in Eukaryota, Fungi, Ascomycota, Sordariomycetes, Diaporthales, Diaporthaceae. The transcript has a single exon. The record is from RefSeq and is a predicted model, not a curated record.